AUGAUGGAGUCGCAGCUUAAGCAGCUGCUUGUGCAGGGUGGGCUGGAGCACACGGUGCAAGGCUUCGUCGAGGGCGGCGUUACCUCUGUCCAGCAGCUGAAGCAGCUCACCAUGCAGGACUACCACUCCGUCGGCGUCAUCGUCAUGACGGACCGUCGGAAGCUCUUCGAGCUCAUUCAGUUCUUGAAGCGUGAUCAGGCAAACGGCAGUGGCGGUUUCAUGGGAGGACCUGCCGCAGCGAUGGCAUCGACGAGCUCCAAGUCACCGCCCCCCGCCGCGGAGCCGGUGCCGCGUGCGCAGGCCUCCGCACACGGCUCCGCGGCGCCAGCCCGAGUCUUUACACCGUUGCGCCGUGCGACCCCGACGGAGGCGAUACAGCGACGCGAGCGGGAAAAGAUGGAGCAACCACGGCCGAUGUCGGCGCAGCGCCGUGACCCCAACGCGGACGAAGGCGAAAACGCCGUCCGCUCUGCCGCUGCUCCAGCAAAGCCGCUGUCGCGCCCGGUGAGCCGCGUUGGUGCUUCGUCUCCCUCACCGUUCGGCCGGCGCCCAACUGCAGACGGGGGCAACGCACAGCGACGUCGUACCAGUCGAAUUACCGUGGUGAUUCGCAAGCGUCCCCUCAACGUUAACGAGCACGCCGACGGUCUCUACGACAUUCUCGCGACAGACCCGGACAACAACCACAUCAUUACGCUGCUCGAGCCGCGCCAGAAGGUAGACCUCACCCGCUACAUCGAGAAGCACCGCUUUACGUACGAUAAGGUUAUGGACGACCGCAAGACCAACAGGGACGUGUAUGAGGAAGCCUGCAAGCCGUUGAUCGAGACGGUGUUCGAGGGUGGCUGUGCAACGUGUUUUGCUUACGGUCAGACGGGUAGCGGUAAGACAUACACAAUGCUAGGCAAGGACAAGCAGGAGGGCGUGUACCUGAUGGCGGCCAAGGACCUCUGGUCGCGACUGAGUCGGGGUAUGGGUAUCAAUGUCUCUUUCUUCGAGAUCUACGGAGGCAAACUGUACGACCUGCUGAAUGAGCGCGAGCGGUUGGCAUGUAGGGAGGAUAGCCGCGGCGUUGUUAACGUCUGUGGUCUGACGGAGCAUCGUGUGGACAGCACCGACCAUCUUAUGGAGAUCAUCGACUACGGCAACACCAUCCGUGCAGCGGGCUCAACUGGCAUGAACGCCGACUCCUCACGCUCGCACGCCAUUCUCCAUAUCACCAUCGUGAAUGAAAAGAACCGCUUUUUUGGUCGCUUCACUUUCAUCGAUCUUGCUGGCUCUGAGCGCGGCGCUGACACGCUGGAUAGCGACCGCACCACGCGGCUGGAGGGGGCGGAGAUCAAUAAGUCUCUCUUUGCCCUCAAGGAGUGCAUCCGUGCGUUAGAUCAGAACCAUCGCCAUAUUCCGUUUCGAGGGUCUAAGCUAACAGCGGUGCUGCGUGACUGUUUCAUGGGCAACAGCCGCACGGUGAUGAUCGGUAACAUCAGCCCUGCUAGCGGCAGCUGCGAGCACACACUCAACACGCUGCGCUACGCUGACCGUGUAAAGGAGCUCAAGAAAGACAGGUCUAGCCACAGCGCGGCAGAGGAGAUUAUGAUGGGGCAGAUGCCCACGGAGCACAUCGAAACUGUCGGCAUCUCCGGCUCCUUUGCGCAGCGUCGCGCGAAGGAACGUGUGGUCACGAGCUCGCGCUCCUCGAGUCAGACACGCACUCGCGAGCCCGGAACACCAAACCAGAAGAUGGGCAACAGCUUCAAUCGACCCGGCGACGACAGCUCUGACAACACGCUCCGGUCCAACCGCAGCUUCGGCUCGCGCCCCGUCACCAGGAACUCCCCACAGAAGAGGUAUUACUACCGCCCGACCCCGACCCACAGUCGUGGCCCGAGUGGCAUGUCCUCGGCGAUGCCGACACCUAUGGGUGAUGACUCGCGGUACGACAGCGGUGACAGUCUCGACGCCGAGGAAGACCACCUGAUCUUGGCACAUCGUCAUCAUAUUGACUGCAUGAUGGAGCUGCUAAAAGAGGAGAUGACGCAGCUCAACGCCGCCGAGAACCCGGAGAACUCGAUGAGUGGGUACUGCAGACGUGUCGACGCUAUUCUCUCCUCCCAGGUGCGCCGCAUCGAGGAGCUGCGCCGGCAGCUCGAUCAGUACACCCGCCAUGCUGGUGCCGCUGGCCGCCGCUGA
This is a messenger RNA of Leishmania braziliensis MHOM/BR/75/M2904, 2190 nucleotides long. RefSeq names its product putative MCAK-like kinesin. Gene Ontology annotation, molecular function: ATP binding; microtubule motor activity; microtubule binding. Gene Ontology annotation, biological process: microtubule-based movement. The transcript has a single exon. The record is from RefSeq and is a predicted model, not a curated record. Bases 1 to 2190 code for a protein of 729 amino acids. Lineage: Eukaryota; Euglenozoa; Kinetoplastea; Trypanosomatida; Trypanosomatidae.